Molecule: messenger RNA, 3765 nt
Organism: Dendroctonus ponderosae (mountain pine beetle)
Lineage: Eukaryota; Metazoa; Arthropoda; Insecta; Coleoptera; Curculionidae
Product: retinol dehydrogenase 14
Exons: 6
Coding region: 185-1174 (329 amino acids)
Source: RefSeq, a predicted model, not a curated record
CACUGUAGAUAGUAAUUUUGUAUAAAACGGUCACUUGGCCAAAUAGUAGUAGCCAAAGCGAAGUGCGACACCGUACCGUUUAUAGUCCAAUAGACAGGAGGUUAAACGCCUACUAAUUAAGACCUUCCUUAUAAUUGCUCAACAGUCUUCUUUCUAACAUCAUCUUUUAAUUUUUUCUCUUAAUAUGCAUUUUAUUUUGUGGUUUGUUUCCUGCUUGGUUUUGUUGAAAGUGGUAAAUGCAUUGACGUGUUUCUGGUGCAAAAGCAAAGUGUGUUUAGUGGGCAAAACGGCAAUCAUUACAGGAGGGGCCGCAGGUAUUGGUUUCCAGACCGCACUAGCUCUAGCUUCCAAAGGAUGUCGGGUGAUUAUAGCUGAUAUUUCCAACUUAACUAAAGCAGUGGAUGAAUUGAAAAAUGUUUCGAAAAAUCAAAAUAUCAUUGGUGUAGAAGUUGAUCUGGCAUCUUUUAGAUCCGUUAGGGAAUUUGCGAAAAAAAUUCUCGAUACAGAGCCCAGGCUCGAUAUAUUGGUUUGUAAUGCAGGUAUCGGUGAACACAAAAUGCGGAUAAUGACUGGUGAUGGGGUAGAAAAAACUAUGCAAAUUAAUUACUACAGUCAUUUCUUAAUGAUUCAUUUGCUGUUGGAUUUGUUGAAAAAAUCGGCACCAAGUAGAAUAGCCAUAACAAGCUCCGUACUAGCAUACGUUUCCGACUUGACUGUAAAGGAACUAAAUCCUAGUCCUGAUUAUUUCGAAGAGAGGAAAGGGUGGAGGACGUUUAACUGCGGAACAUACAGUGCGUCCAAAUUAUGUCUGGCAGGCUUAACUAAGACGCUCGCCUCAAAACUCCAAGGAACGGAAGUGAUCGUGAAUGUUUGUCAUCCCAAUGGCGUGAGAACUUCAAUUUAUGCUCCAGUAGUACGACAAGCGAUAGGACUUUCGUAUUUUGUAUCGAGUUUGUAUUGCCUUGUCUGUCUCUUUGGAAAAACCCCAGAAGAAGGAGCUCAAACAUUAAUUCACCUGGCACACUCCGAAGAAGUGAAACUAAUAAAUGGUCGAUCAUUUUACGAGGGAAUGGUUGUUCAUCCACCUUUCCAACUAACUGAUUAUUUCUGCGAACAGCUGUGGAAGGCUUCCAUUGAAUACACCAAGCUUACUCCUGAGGAAAUUAAGUGUUAAUUAGAUAUGAAAAUGAACUCAAUUGAAUACCUAAAGUAAAUACUUUAAAGCACCAUUUCGUUGUCGACAGUUUUACCUUGGUUGCAUUAUCUGCGUUCUUUUUAUAUAUUUAAAAGCAUUAAUCAAAGCGUUUGAAUUUAAGCAAAGAAAUGGAAAACUGAAGUCUCAAGACUAAAAAAUUGCACAAUGAUUUAUGAGUAAGUUUCUGAGUUAACAACUGCACUUUUAAUCACCAAUCUCCUAUUUUUGAACGUGACACAAGUAAUGCGAUUGUUCAUCAAAUAAGUGUUCUAAAACACAAACUUUUUUUACCGCGCUCAAACAAUUUAGAAGGAACAGCAAAACAUAGUUUGCCAUAAUAUCUUUUUCGGUUGAAGUCUAUAUCUAUUUUUGGACAAAAUUACUUAUGUACAGAUUCAUGGUAAGUUUUCAGAUGAGAAUGUUGAUAAAUAUUUGAAACGACGAUUUUGAAACCAAAAAAUCUUUUAGCGCUGUUAAAUGCUACUUUUCUAGUUCUUGUUUUUUUCUGUUUGUUUCUGUUUCAAGUUUUUGUUAAUGUUGUCCUCAAUCGACUUUGUUGUUGUUGUCGACUUGUUUGUUUUCCUAUUAUAUUUUUCUGUUGUUUGUGAAGCAGCUGAAGAAGUGAAGAAAAACUAUUUAUAAAAACUGUGUGAAUAUGUUCAUUUGAUAAUGUAUCUAUUAUUUAGCUUCUGAAUCUGAAUGUUUACAAGAUUCCUGUUGGUUCAUAUAAGAAUAAUAUAAGCUGCAUUUGUCUGCCUAAAAAAGUGUCUACAUAUUCCUACUAAAUACUCUUCGUUUGUUAAAACAGCAUUUCAGGUCGACAAAUUUCAUAUUCGCUUUCUGCAACCUAAUUAUUAUUUUUUUGAUUUAUUCACUUUCCUACCAUUAUAUUUUCAUUUGUUUGGAAUCUUUACCCUCACAUUUUUAUAAUUCAUUUUUUUGUAAAUUAAUGGUUUUUGGUAAAUUAAAGAAAUUUGUGCUAGUGCUGCUACACUUCAUUUACUAUUUCAUUCAUUUUCUGGUUGAAUUUGUAUUCGGAUGCCAACAUGCGAUUGAAAACUUUUCAAUUAAUUCAAUUCAUUUAAUUUAUUUUUGCUGUGAUUUUAUUCAGUUAGUUGGAAUAUUUGAUCUUGAUCGAUUUUUUAAGCAAUUUGAGUAAGUUUCCAGUGUUUACGUAAAAAAACUGUGAAUAAUUUUUAGCUCCCAAAACUGCAUUUUCUCCUGUGCAGUUUGAUGCAGACUUUUUAGACAAUCAAACUUAAUAAUUGAUUGUUGAUCAGUUUGUAGAUAUGGACGGACGGUUCAUUGUUUUAUUUCAGUUCUGGAUGUGAAUAAUCGGCUGAAAAAUUAUCCACAAAAUGCCUUAAAACAUGCCAUGCUAAAAAGUCAAAUAAAAAUAUUAUUAGUCGGUUUCAACAAAAGAAUCUGCUUGAAAAAUGCCGAUUGAAAUGAGGUCCCAGAAUUAACUAAUUUUUUAUAUAAGCAAAUCAUUUUUUUUGUGAAUUCUUUCCAAAGGUGUUUAACAGAUAAUGUAAUUUUAAACUUUCCAAACUUCAACCAUAUUCGUAAAUACGUGUACUUUUGAGCGAUUUGAGUUGAUUCACAUUUCCCCACAUUAUCUAGUUUUAUUGACGAAACUAGUGAUAAAACCACCGAAAAAUUGUUUGUAAUUUUGAAGGGACAUUAAGUGAUCGUGUCCAUUUCCAUAAUACCUCCGACAUAAAAAAAAAGUUGCCUAUUAUCAAACCCAUUAACCAUGCCAUUAACCCCUAUAAUCAAUGUUUAUGAAAUGGGUCUUUGAAUAUUAACGUAGUUAGCGUCUCAAAUUGCUUCUUAUCCGAUUAGAACGCAAUGAAGAGCCGCAUUAACCGACUAAUUCCCUUUUAAAGUAUAAUUAAAUUUGUAGUGUAAAAAGUUCGUUUUCAAAGCGGGAGAACGGUUAGUGGUAAUCAUCUUUAAACACCCAGUUCAAUUUAUGAGAUUGAUAAAAAUUAUUAUCACCUUGAUUUAGCUUGAACAAAAUCUAGAAAAAAUUAAAAUAAUUACUGAAAAGAUUCAAAUAAUAGCCCAUCUACAAGUCUCUUUAAUUUUUUUGUCAAUUUCUAUGAUUUCCUAGUUGCUCUGGUAAUAUUUUCUUGAACAGUUUAAGGUAACAAAUAAACACCUGCAGCAGAAAGGGAGGUAACAGUCCCUUUGGUUUAUAAAAUAAGGAAAAAAACACAUCAAGUGCAUGCAUUUUUAAUUCAGGCCAGAAGGUAAUAUCUUCCCGACGGAAAUAAGACCGGGAGAGUGAUUGUCCUCAUCGCCUUCAGACAGGAGUCCAUCUCAACUCCUGGAUUGGCAUCAAGGAAGUUGAGUCGAGGAAGUUUUCGCCGCUGGUUUUAAUUAAGUUUCACCUUGUAACUUUAGUGUAUUAACAAUUGCAAUUUCAUAAAUAUUUUGCAUAUUUCUUUUAUUCGUAUUUUUAAGUGCAGAUCUUCUCAUUAAAUGCGUCGUGUUUAGUUCAGUUUGGUUCUACUAACUAAAUUUGCACACUUUUUGUGCUUGUAAAAUAUAUAUAUUCAACAUUG